Messenger RNA from Anolis carolinensis (green anole), 872 nucleotides. RefSeq names its product vitelline membrane outer layer protein 1-like. The record is from RefSeq and is a predicted model, not a curated record. NCBI's taxonomy places the organism in Eukaryota, Metazoa, Chordata, Lepidosauria, Squamata, Anolidae. The transcript has 4 exons. The coding region runs from base 205 to 771 and encodes 188 amino acids.
UUGUUCUGGGCCUCCUCGGUCUCCUCCCCAGAUGACUUUAUAUUGCUGCUCACUGAAGGUUCUCUCUCAUUCCACCUGUAGGACACCUAAUUGCUGUUACACUAAGUGAUCCAGGAGCAAUUUCCAGUCAAUCAUAUUAAAAAUCUCAAGACAUUUAGUUUCCCAAAACUUUCUGUAGGUGGAUCUGAAACAGGCUGCUUGGCAAUGGACCUCUCUGUGAACAUUGCAAUCUGCUUGAUCUUCUGCUGUGUCUGGAAUGCAGAAAGUCGGAAGACAAAUGUCAUCCUAACAGUGCCAAAUGGCGCAAAGUGGGGCGAUUGGGGGGAAAUACAGUUCUGUACUUCAGGACAUGCCAAUGGAUUUGCAAUUAAGGUACAAGAACCGCAAGGUAUACUAAAGGACGAUACAUCUCUGAAUGGCAUCCGUCUUUACUGUGAAUCUGGAGAAACAAUUGAGUCUGCAGUUGGACCGUUUGGAGAAUGGUCAAACAGUAUAAACUGUUCCAAAGGCUACCUGAACUCCUUUUCUCUGAAUGUGGAAAAACCACAGGGUCCGCUUGAUGAUAGUGCAGCCAACAACAUUAAGUUCAAAUGUCAAGAUGGGGAAGAGUUGAAGGGCGAUUCAUAUGAGUGGGGUACAUUUGGACCCUGGAGCUUGUCUUGCAAAACUGGUGCAAUAUGUGGGAUCCAAACAAGAGUGGAGCCUGCCAACCGUGGAUUCUUUACUGAUGACACUGGACUUAAUGAUGUUCAGUUCUACUGCUGUGAUUAAAGUGCAAGAGUUUUAGCCUGCUGACAACAGGGUGGAGAUAUAUAUAUUGUUAGUUCAUUAGUGCCAUGUAUCUUUACCACCAUUAAACAAAGAGAAGAGUG